This is a messenger RNA of Phytomonas sp. Hart1, 713 nucleotides long. The record is from the annotation of a GenBank genome assembly. NCBI's taxonomy places the organism in Eukaryota, Euglenozoa, Kinetoplastea, Trypanosomatida, Trypanosomatidae.
UCAAAUCUACAUUUUUAACAGCUAUUUUUAUCAAAUUUAUUGACUUUUGUUUGAUUUAGGUUUUCCUGUAGUAAAUUUCUACACUAAAUUCCACCAAUUUAGUCUUUAUUAUAAAAGUCCAAAGGGUUACCGGAGUGAUUUUUGAAAAUUCACAAGGUAGUGUAAAGAAUGAUCACGUCGUGAGGUUUAUGCAUUAAUCCUCUGCGCAUAAAAGUAGGAUCCAAUUCACCAUUUCCUAUGGCCUUUAACCUUCACGGUAAAUUAUUAGCAAGACGUUCAUCAUACAAAGUAUCCGAUGAGGUAUUAUGGGAUAUGUGAGUUAUCUGAGAAAACAAUUUUUCUAAAUAUCCGCGUCGUCAUAAAAUCAUGUGGAUUUUUCAACACAGUGCAGCUCAGAGGAUGGUCGCUCUACAUAAAUUUUAUUUACCAAUCAUUGUUUGCUGCAGGAUAGAGAAAAUAAAACUCAUUAACAUUAUAUUGAUUGUAGUCUUUAUUAUUAUUAUUGUCUAUGGGAAUGAUAUUAUUCAUCACCCUUUGGGCUCCUUCAGUUAAGGUUUCCACCCUUCCACAGCGUCUUUUUUAUUAUUUAUUAUAAAAUAAUGUAUACAUUGUAGAAGGCUUUUUUUGAGCGGAUAAAAUUAUACUUUUCCUCAUUUAUAAUUUCCAAUUUUUUCUAUUUUAUUCCGUAUUAUCAAAAAAAAACAAGAUAUUAA